AUGGAAGGCAACAAUCCGUUUGGUGCUCCCACCGCCGCCGCCGCUGUACCGGCAGGAUCCACCACGUACCAAGACACGGCGGUAGAAAGUGGGGGAGGCAAUCCGUUUGCGUCUCCGUCGUCACCGGAUCCGUACGGUACAAACCCUUACGUAACUGCCACCACCGCACCCGACCCAUCGUCGGCGUACGGUGCUCCGUCGGCCCCCAACGCCUACUACGGAGCCCCACAGCCACCACCACCACCACAACAAUGGAACACGGGGUACGCAGCCUCCCACGCGAAUCCGUAUUCGACGACGGCGCCGACGAAUCCACCUCCGCAAUCGUACGGCAACGCGUUGGUCCCCGCCCCGCAGUCUGCUAAUCCGUACGCCGCAGCAGUCGUGACUCCGCAGUCACAAUCACAACCUUCGCAGUAUGCCUCACAAGCCAUGGUGCCGAGUACGCAAGCACCGGUGAAUCCGUGGAGUGUGGGGGACUACCACGGAACUGCGACGACUCCAGCCGCAGGGUUUGAUCCGUUUGCCCCUCCCGCUCCGACGCAACCCCAGCCCGGGUAUGCUUCCGCCGGAUCACCUCCGAAUCCCUACGCCAACCAGGAUGUCUUUGGUGAUUCGACGACACCGGCCCAGUCCGCUCCACUGGACGACGAAAACCCAUUUGGUCCCUUUGACGCUCCGGCUCCCACUCCGGCUCCCGUCACGACUCUCGAUCACUACCAAUCGAGAGCGUUGGAACGUCGGGAGGAUCACGGUCCACCGCCACCGCAGGAAAACCAGACACCACGGGACUAUUCCGACGCCAUUGUUCCACACAAUCCCAGUGGCGAAGACAAUCCCUACCCCGUGGGAUCGUCCGAACGCAACCGCUACAGUCAAGAACUCGCUCGACAAGCGCCACCCGGAGCCUCCCCACUACCCAAGGCCGAACUCGUGCGCAAGAAAGGAUUCGUGCUCUCGCGGAUCUCGUUCCGGACAAUUGUCAUGAAGAAAUGGAAACAGAGCUUUUGGGUACAGUAUGGACCCCACACCAUGCUGUGGUUCCGGACACAGGCCGAUUUCGACGAUUGGCUCAACAAUCCCUACCACAAUCAGCAACAACGCAAUUUCAUGAUCAAACUCGCCGUUAAUUUCGUGCACGAUCUCUACAAACCCAACGUUCGCGGAUACCAAGUCACACAGUGUCGCACCAAGGGAUACGGCAACAAACUCGUACGCCAGUUCAAACUGGAACGGUGGAUGGAUUACGGACCCACUAUUGCCGCAGCCUUUGGUUCUUAUGAUCCCAAAGAAGUCGACGCUUUGCGCGAAGCCCUCGUGGAGUGUAUGCGGAACACACCCUUGAGUGGCGGUAUUCGAGCCACGGGUGCCGUCCGACAAGAUUACGCCGAACCACACGACGACAACGGCUAUGACCGCCACCACCAGGACAACAAUGGCCACCACGACCAUCACCACAACGGUGAUCGCGGCGAUUACGAAGGUCAUUCCGGGGGAAAUCGUGGACCGCCUGUGGACUACCACAAUCCCAACAAUCGAAACGACAACCACCAGACGGAGCCAGAGUCCGUGGCAUACGAGGAAGAUUUGUUGGACGUCGAUAACUGGGAUGACGUGGGCACAGCGGGUGGACAAAGCAGUUACGGGCCGGAUUCCAGUACCACACCAUCCCAAGUGGGAUACCCCAGUUACGGUCAGUCCCAAACGGUACCGUACGGACAGCCUCCACAGUUGCAGCAACCGUUCGGACAGCAACAGCCUCAACAACCGUACGGACAGCAACAGCCCCAGCAACCGCAACCGUACGGACAGCAACAACCCCAGCAACCGCAACCGUACGGACAGCAACAACCCCCGCAACCGCAACCGUACGGACAGCCACCGCAGUCGUACGGGAGUUACCCACAGCAGCAUCAGGCGAACGCCACCCCCAACUACCAAAGACCGACGCCAAACGCCCCCGCAGCGUAUCCCGGCGCCCCGGCUUAUGGCAAUGCCCCUGCGAAUCCCUGGGAUACGCCCCAACCGCAGCCCACCUAUGCUGCCCAGAAUCCGUUUUAAACACAAACUUGUUUUAUGUUGGCCUCAUUCUGUGUUAGGAUAUAUAUCCCCCCAAACCUUAAUACUAGUAGUGCUUUGUUUACGUCACU
This is a messenger RNA of Phaeodactylum tricornutum CCAP 1055/1, 2150 nucleotides long. RefSeq lists its product with no specific name. NCBI's taxonomy places the organism in Eukaryota, Bacillariophyta, Bacillariophyceae, Surirellales, Neidiaceae. Bases 1 to 2061 code for a protein of 686 amino acids. The transcript has a single exon. The record is from RefSeq and is a predicted model, not a curated record.